AUGGCAGACCAACUCCUACAUGAAAAUAACUUGGAACACCUUCUAUUGUAUCAACACCAUUUGUCUCUUCAACUUCAAAGCAAUAUUGCGCGUCAAUCACUUUCUCAACAGUACUUAGAUUCCAUAUCCAUUUCUUUAGAAAACAUUGAAUCAAUAGCCGCCAAAAUAUUGUCUGACAAUCAAUCUCAUUCAAUACUUUUCAUCCCCACUUCUAGCACCCUAGAUGAUGAUUCUGACGCCCUUGAUCACUCUGACUUAUCCCUUGAAGUUCAUCCAACGAACUGCCCUCACCGGCUUCCCAAAGCAUAUCAUCUUUUAAUGCUGUUUUUCCAAACCAAAUAUAAAGCAGCAGUCCAGUGCUCUACAAUUCGCACACAUACUUCAUCCACAACCUUGAACGUCUCCCCUUUGGCCGAUGUCCGGUCAAUGAUUUUAGCAAACCAAAAUAAAAUUAUGGACUAUAUCCUACAAUCACAUU
Molecule: messenger RNA, 478 nt
Organism: Ascoidea rubescens DSM 1968
Lineage: Eukaryota; Fungi; Ascomycota; Saccharomycetes; Ascoideales; Ascoideaceae
Exons: 2
Source: RefSeq, a predicted model, not a curated record